AUGGAUAUCUAUUUGCGUCCCGCGGAUGUCGCUGUUCUGUGUGGCGGCAUACUAGCGUCCCUGGUUGUUGGUGUUGUGUACGCAGUGAAAGAGAGCCGUCAUGAGUCCUCGUCCUUCCGGUACCACCGAGGAGGCGGCAAGUUGCAUCCGUUUUCGGUCGCGGUUUCGUUAGUGGUGACAUUUGAAUCCUCCAUAGUCUACUUGGGGUACCCGAGCGAAAUCUACAUGUACGGAUCAUAUUACAUGAUGCAAAUUCUAGGACUGAUUGUCGGAUACCUGAUGAUGUUCUUUAUAACGAUCCCAUUGUUUUAUCCACUACAAAUCACGAGCGUCUACGAGUACCUACAGAUGCGCCACGAGUCCCAGAGAGUCCGACAGAUGUCAAUGUGGUUGGGUAACGUCGGAAAUCUUUUGUACGCGGGCAUUGCCACUUUCGGCGCCGCAACCGGUAUGGAAGGGGUUACUGGCGUAUCCGCGUGGAUAUAUGUCGUAGUGUUGACGUCGAUAGCGGUGGUGUACACGUCACUAGGCGGAAUUAAAGCGGUCGUCGUAACAGACGUAGUCCAAGGCGUAAUCAUGAUAUGUAUGAUAUUUGCCGUACUUAUUUACGGCUGUAUUCGCGUUGGAGGCGUGUCUACAGUGAUUGUGAUCAACAGACCAACUGGUAGAUUACAAAUAUUUGACUUCGAUCCUAACCUGUACAAACGACACACAUUUUGGACGCUUGCUAUAGGCUACGGCUUUAUGUGCGCUGGUAACUCCUUCAGUGCUCCCUUGGUGCAGCGUCUGAAUGCCAACCGUUCUAUAGGGGAUGCAAAAAAGGUAGCGGCCAUUUCGAUUCCAGCUUUUGUGAUAUUGCAUAUUCUUAUAAUGUUCGAAGGUCUAGUGGCAUAUGCAUACUUUUCACAGAAAGGCUGCGAUCCUAUUGCGUCGAAACAGAUAUCAAACCCGAACCAAAUUAUACCCUAUCUUGUGAGAGAUUUGUUUGCGGGCGUUCCCGGUAUAACUGGACUGUACCUGUCCGCGCUAUGCAGUGCGUCCCUGAGUACCAUCUCUUCGCUACUCAGCUCUAUUUCGGCAGUCACUCCCGAGGACUUCAUCCUACAGCGGUUAAAGGACGCAUCCAAAAAGAAGCUUACGCAACUUUCAAAAUUAAUUGUCGUUUUGGUCGGAGUGGUCUGCAUUGGUAUAGCCAGGUGA
Dreissena polymorpha is the source of this 1200-nucleotide messenger RNA. RefSeq names its product sodium-coupled monocarboxylate transporter 1-like. Lineage: Eukaryota; Metazoa; Mollusca; Bivalvia; Myida; Dreissenidae. The record is from RefSeq and is a predicted model, not a curated record. Gene Ontology annotation, cellular component: membrane. Gene Ontology annotation, biological process: sodium ion transport; transmembrane transport. The transcript has a single exon. Gene Ontology annotation, molecular function: symporter activity. Bases 1 to 1200 code for a protein of 399 amino acids.